AUGCCUGUCAGGUACGGUGGCCUGCAGGGGGUGGGCCCACAGCAGCAGCCUGUCAGAUACCCAAAUUUUGCCCAUACUAGUACUACUUCGAGGCGCACGACGGCGAGCUCCCGCAAGCUCCUCCUGCCAUGGCCGUCGUCAACCGAGCCUGUGCUUGCGCCCGCCACAGCUCUGCGGCAGUCGGAUGGAGGCGAGGCCGGCGUCGUGGCGACCAAGACGGGCAGGCAGAGCUUGCGGCCGGAUGGAGGCGAGGCCGGCGUCGUGGCGACCAAGACGGGCAGGCAGAGCACGGCGGCCGGAUGGAGGCGAGGUCGGCGUCGUGGCGACCAAGACGGGCAGGCAGAGCACGGCUCCCCAGGCGGCAGGCGAGCAUGGCGCCCCCGCAGGCCGCCGGCUGCUGGUCGCCUCGCCGCGCCGUCGCCGCCGCGCGCGAGUCGUGCGCGGUCCAUGUCGCGCGUCCCCGACGCCCUGCUCGCCGCCGCCUGCCGCGCGGCGCGCCGCCCUUGCCGACGCGGGCGCGGCCCCGUGCACCGGCCCCGUUCCUCGCCGACGCGGGCGCGGCCCCUGCCGACGCGGGCACGGCCCCCGUGCACCGCCCCGGUCCUCGCCGACGCGGCGCGGCCCUUGCCGACGCGGGCGCGGCCCGUGCGCCGGCCCGUUCCUUGCCGACGCGGGCGUGGCCCCCUUGCCGGCCGCGAGCCGGGCGGAGCGGCACCCCCGGCCAUGGCGCGGGCGUCCUGGCAGAGCGGCGCGGCUGCCGUCUUGGGCUCGGCCGUGGCGCGCUCGCCGUCUUGGGCUCGGCCGUGGCGCGCGGCCGCUCCUCGGCUCGAAUGCAAGGCGCCGCCGGCGUCGUCGCGCCUCUGUGCGGGAAAGUGA
Lolium perenne is the source of this 876-nucleotide messenger RNA. The record is from RefSeq and is a predicted model, not a curated record. Lineage: Eukaryota; Viridiplantae; Streptophyta; Magnoliopsida; Poales; Poaceae.